Molecule: messenger RNA, 1948 nt
Organism: Rhopalosiphum maidis (corn leaf aphid)
Lineage: Eukaryota; Metazoa; Arthropoda; Insecta; Hemiptera; Aphididae
Gene: CCT1
Product: T-complex protein 1 subunit alpha
Exons: 3
Coding region: 165-1829 (554 amino acids)
Biological process (GO): protein folding
Cellular component (GO): chaperonin-containing T-complex
Molecular function (GO): ATP hydrolysis activity; ATP binding; ATP-dependent protein folding chaperone
Source: RefSeq, a predicted model, not a curated record
AUACGGUGCAUUGAUGCACAGUCGCACAGAAUGUCCGUAGACUAUACAUUAUUACACUCUAAAUUGUAAUUGUAGACUGAAGAGGUCUAGAAGUAUAUGCAUAAACGUUAGCAAGUUUUUUUGUUAAUUAAUUUGAUUUGUUGUGUAAAAAGUAAAAACAAGUCAUGUCUGUAAGUGCAUUGACGGUGGCCGGUUCUAGGACGUCUGGAACACCCAUCCGUACACAAAAUGUGAUGGCAGCAAAUGCUAUUGCAAACAUUGUUAAAAGCUCAUUAGGACCAGUGGGUCUGGAUAAAAUGUUGGUUGAUGACAUCGGAGAUGUCACUGUAACCAACGACGGUGCUACUAUUUUGAAAUUGUUGGAUGUCGAACAUCCAGCUGCUCGAGUCCUUGUUGAAUUGGCUCAGUUACAAGAUGAAGAAGUCGGUGAUGGCACAACAUCAGUUGUUAUAAUAGCUGCAGAAUUACUGAAAAAUGCAGAUGAGUUGGUUAAACAAAAAAUACAUCCAACUUCUAUCAUAAGCGGAUAUCGAUUGGCAUGCAAAGAAUCUUGUAAAUAUAUACAGAACAAUUUAACUGUAAAUGUUGAUGAUUUACGUCGUGAUUGGUUGGAAAAUGCUGCUACUACAUCUAUGUCUAGCAAAUUAAUCAUGGCUGAUUCAGAAUUUUUUUCCAAAAUGGUUGUAGAUGCAUGCAUGCUUGUGAAACGACCAUCUGAUAAACGUGGUGGAGUGUCUGUACCUAUUAAGACUAUUAAUGUUCUUAAAGCACAUGGUAAAAGCGCACGAGAAAGUUUACUCAUUCAAGGAUAUGCUUUGAAUUGUACCGUUGCUUCUGAAGCAAUGCCAAAAAAAAUCUUAAAUGCCAAAAUUGCAUGUUUAGAUUUUUCUCUACAAAAGACUAAAAUGAAAUUAGGUGUACAAGUUUUGGUGAAUGAUGUUGAUCAGCUUGAAGCGAUACGUCAACGUGAGUCAGAUAUAACUAAAGAGCGAGUUCAAAAAAUUUUGGCAACGGGAGCUAAUGUUAUAUUAUGCACUGGUGGUAUUGAUGACAUUUGCUUGAAAUAUUUCAUCGAAGCAAAAGCUUUGGCUGUACGCCGUGUUAAGAAGGUUGAUUUAAAAAGAAUUGCAAAAGCUACUGGUGCAUCUUUUUUGACUUCUUUAACAAAUAUGGAAGGAGAAGAGACUUUUGAAAGUUCUAGUCUUGGUGAAGCUGCUGAAGUAGUACAAGACCAAAUAUCUGAUGAUGAAUUAAUAAUUGUUAAAGGACCAAAAGCUCAAAGCGCUGCAUCAAUUAUACUACGUGGACCAAAUGAUUUUUAUUGUGAUGAAAUGGAACGAUCCAUUCAUGAUGCCUUGUGUGCUGUUCAGCGUGUACUUGAAUCCAAAUCUGCUGUAGCUGGUGGUGGAGCAGUUGAAGCAGCUUUAUCUAUUUAUUUAGAAAAUUUUGCCACAUCUUUGAGUUCCCGGGAACAGCUGGCUAUUGCAGAAUUUGCACGCUCUUUGUUAGUUAUCCCUAAAACCUUAGCAAUUAACGCUGCACAGGACGCUACAGAGUUAGUGGCUAAACUCAGAUCUUACCAUAAUGAAAGUCAAACAAGUAGUGAAAAUGAUGUUUAUAAAUGGUACGGAUUAGAUUUAGAAGAAGGUGAAAUACGUGACAAUUUAAAAGCUGGUGUCUUAGAACCUGCUAUAUCUAAAAUUAAGUCAUUGAAAUUUGCAACAGAGGCUGCAAUAACUAUUCUCAGAAUAGAUGAUAUGAUUAAAUUAGAUCCUGAACAAAAAGCUGGCCGUGGAUAUCAGCAAGCCUAUGAUGCUGGAGAACUUUAAUUAAUAAACAAUAUUCAUGAAAAAUUAACACUAGGUUACUAAUAUUUUUUAAUACAUUUUGUAUGCUAUGUGCAAAAAAAGCAUAUUUUACUUUGUUAUUAUUUAAACUAUUUUCAUGC